AUGGCGUCCACUGCUCCGGCCAGCGCCACUCGCGGGCGACGCAACGCCAAAGCGGACGGGUUCCAGUGGGACAACCCCGGCGAAGAGCCAGUCUCCCCGAGCUCCCCUUCUCGCCGCCCUUCGUUCCUCCGCCUUUCCACCACCUCAACGAUCCUCCUGCUCUCCGCGAUCUUCGUCGCCGCUCUCCUAUUCGUCGGCUUCCGUAAUUUCCGCGUCGAGGCUCCCGCGCCGCGCUCCAGCGCGUCUUUAGGCUCAUUAGACGGCGAUUACGGUACCGGCGACGAUGACAGUUACGGCACAGCCAACGCGGCAGGUUCCACGUGGCCGACCGGCAGCAAGUCGUCAAAACUGACGGCCACCGGAACGGGAGUUUCAGGCUCGUUCGGUUCGACCGGCUUGACGGAAAACGUCGGAAAAAAGACGUCUUGGGACGAAAUGUCGGAGGAUGAGGAUGACCUAGGAACCACCACGGGCUCUAGCUGGCCGAGCAAGCGUAGCUCCGCAAUCGGCGGCGGGUUUGGCGGCGGACUUGGCGCUUCUUCGAGUUGGAAGAAGGGUGUCGCCGGCAGGGGGGGCAGCGGGAACUCGUGGGGUGGCGGCGGCGCGGAUGCGAUGGAUGAUGACGUGGACGCGUUCUCGAGCAGCGCGAAAAGCGCGGGAAGGUUCGGCGGUGGCGCGAUGGGCGAUUUGGGUAUGGGCGAUGAUGAUGACGAUGGGGGAGCGUUGUAUCCCAAGGAGAAAGGCAGAGGGAGACCAGGAGACCGGGAGACCGGGAGGGGUAUGGAGCUCGAAGGGUAUUCUAAAAGCACUGCUGCUGGUUACGCGAAAGGCGCGGCGGGAUAUGGUAUAGGGACGGCGGGGUAUGCUAAGAGCGGACGAGGCGGAGUCGCUUCGACGCGGAAAAGCGGCCGUGGUGAUGAUGACGAUGACGUGGAUGAGGAGGAGGAUGACGUGGACGAGGAGGAUACUAGGAGCAGCAGAAAGAAGGGGAGGAAGGGGAAGAAGGCGAAGAGGAGUAAGAAGAAGAUUGGGAAAAAGACGAAAACGAGGGGAAAGACGAAGAAGACAACCAAGCGCAAAUCACGCAAAUACGGCAAAAAGAGCGGCGCAAAAAGCGGCGGCAAAAGCGGCGAUUCGGACUGGGAAGACGAGGAGAGGUCGUUCGGUCCUUUGGGAAAAUGGGGACGGAAGAAGAAGAGCCGACGGAGCAAGGUAGCAGAGGAAGAGGAGGAAACUGACGGGGAAAACGACGAUGAUGACAGGGGCAGCAGCAGCAGCAGAUAUGGCAGUUCCGGUGGUUCUGGUUACUCCAAGAAGCGAUCCCGGGGAGCAGGGGGCUAUGGGGACGCGGAUACCGCCUCGUACAGACAGGGCGCGGACCGCAUGGGCGGAGGCCGCGGGGAGCGCGGGGAGAGCGGAGGGCGCGGGGGGCGGGGGGGGCGCGGGCUUGACAAGGGGGGAGAUGACCCGCUGGACCAGGCUUGGGAUGACCUGGGGGGUGGACGGGGGGGGCGGGGAGGGCGCGGGUUUGGCCGGGGAGAAGACGACGCGGAGGCGGAGAUGGGGGGAGGCGGAGGCGUGGGCGCUCGGCAGCAGCGGCAGGCGGGCGGACGAGGGGGGUACGGCGGAAGAGCAGGACAGAGGGGUGCUGACGUGGAUGAUUAUGGCGACGGCGGGAGGAGCACAAGUGGCAGCAAGUGGGCGCGAGGGGGGGGCGCGGACAGUGACGCGGAGGACACGUGGCAAAGCGGAGGCAGGGGCGGGGGAAGGGGAGGGUGGGCGGGGGGAGCGGCGCAGCAGCAGCAGCAGCAGCCGCGGGGGAUGGGGUGGGGAGGGGCAGAUGCGGGGAGCAACAGACUAGGAGGCAAUGGGGGUGGGGGAGGGAUGGGCAGGAUGGGAGGGGGAGCUGGGGGAGGGAGAGGAACAGGUGGGAUGACUGGGGUGAAUGACAAUGACGAGGAUGCUUAUGGCGGAGCAGGGGGGGGAUCAGCGGGGGGAGUAGCAGGGGGAGCAGCAGGGGGAGGCAGGUCAUUUGGGGGAGGCGUGGGGGGAGGUGCCGCUGCGUUUGGGGGAAGAGGCCGGAGCAACGCUGGUGGCUUUGCAGGGGGGAGUCAGGGGGUCGCAAGGGGAGGGAGGGGAGGUAUGGGAGGUGGGCUUGGAGGGGGGUUGGGGGAAGGGGCGGAUUUAGACGGUGAGGAUGACAUGGGUAUGGGUACUGGCGCUGCUGCUGGUGGUCGUGCAGGCGCCACUAUGAGUACGAUGGGCGCUAUGGGCGCAGGGGGAGGAGUAGGCGCAGGGGGACUUCCUGCUAGGGGGAGAAGCAGGCUGGGGGCCACGAGCGCUGGAUUUGGCGGAAUGGGGGGCGUGGGGGGAGCGGGUAGGAUGGGAGGUAGUGCCUCUGCUGCUGCUGGUUCUGGCUUCGGUUCAGGCAUGGGUGCUGGGAUGGUGGGAGGGGCUGAAACGGAUGAGGACUAUGGACAGAGCGGUGGUGGUGGGUUGGGAGGAGUGGCAAGGGGAACCGCAGGGGCAGCAGGGGCAGCAGGAGCAACCAGAGGGGCAUUCCGGGGUGCUGCAGGGGCAGCAACGUCAGGGCGAAUGGUUGGUGGGGGAAUGGGUGCAACAGGGAUGGGAGCAGGGGGGUUGGGUGGGGAAGAUGAGAUGGGUGGGGCGGAUGAGGGGAUGGGUAUGGUAGGCAGUGGUGUUGCUGGGAGGGGCGGGGUGAGGGGCGGGAUGGCCGGUGGAGUUGGUGGUAUGGCUGGCCGUCUGGGAGGCAGGUCUGGGAGCCUCUGGCAGCAGCAGCAGACGCAGGUGCAGCAGAGGGGGCAGGCAGGAGGAGUGGGAGCAGGCGGGAUGUUUGGAGCGAGAGCAGGUCAGCAGCAGGAAGGCCUGGGUCUGGAUGGGGAUAAUGACUACCCUGCUGGCGCUGCUGCUGGUGCUGCUGCUGCUGCUGCUGCUGCUGGUGGUGGUGUUGCGGGCACUGGUGGCUUUGGUGGCGCUGGUCGUGUUGCUGGUGCUGCUGCUGCUGCUGCCACAGAUGAUUACAACGAAGGGGUAGCAGCUGAUUCCGGCACUGGCUUGAGCGGCACCACCAGCAGCAGCAGUGGCGCGAGUGGGCUGUUUGGGGCGAAAAGCAGAGCCGGAAGCAGCAGCUUUGGCAGCGCCAGCAGCAGCUUCAGCAAGCGAGGCGGUGUGGCGGCAGCAGAUCCUUACGGGGACGAAGGGGAAGGCACGGGCGGUAAGGCAGGAGACGCUUCAGGCAUGGACGGUGGGGGUGGCACGGAUGGUAUGGACGGUUCAGAUGACCUGGAUGGGGGAGUGUCCGGUGGUGGUGCAGGAGGGAGGAGGCAGGGUGGGCGUGCAGGGCUGGGCAGGGGCGAUGCAGAGAGUGGGGGGUUGGGGGAGGAGGAGGAUGAGGAUGGAGGAGUGGGGUCUGGAAAGGCCGUGGUUGGAUCCAAGACAGGGAAGGGCGAGGGAGGGGAUAGCUCCUCCUCUUCUUCUUCCUCUGGUGGUGGUGGUCUGUUUGGUUUUGUCUCUCGCAUGUUCGGUGGUGGUGGGAGCACUAAAGCGUCUGGAAAGGCGGCAGGGGAAGGGGGAGGGGAGGGGGAGGAGGUGGAGGGGUUUGAGGCGGGGAAGAGCACGGCACAGUCAGCAGUGGAAGAUGCACUGAGGAGCACUGAAGAGGAGGGGGUGACUGGGGGAGGCUUUUCCAGGAGCAGGUUCGGCAGCAGCAGCAGCAGCAGCAACGGAGGGGAGGGUGGGGAGGAUGACUAUGGGUCAUCGUCUGCUGCUACUGCUGCUGGCAAUACUGAUGCUGAUGCUGGUGAUGACGCUGAUGCGGAUGCGGAUGUUGCAGUGGGGACAGCAGAAGGUUUCAACAAGGCCCGGUUUGUCCGGGGUGCUGCUGGUGCUGCUGGUGGUGGUUCUGGUGCAGCCGGCAAGGGCGGCAUGGGGGAGAAGGAUGAGGAUUCAGAAGCUGCUACCGCGCUUGGUGGUGUCGCAACUGGAGCUAGCGGUGGUGAUGCCUCAGAGUCCUCUGAUGCUUCUGACGUGGACGAAUCUGAUUCGUCAGCUGCGACUUCUGGGUUUGGUGCUGCUGGUGCUUUUGGGGGGUCAGGAGCAGGGAAGGCCGGGCGGUUGAGUGGGGGAUUCAGUGGGAGGUUGAGCGGUGCGAGUGGUGUGACAGGAAAGACUGGCAGGCUCAAUGCGAGAGGAACGGGAGGGAAGACAAGUACAUUUGGAUUUGGCGCAUCGGGGUUAGAAGGGUCGGAAUCAGCCGCUGGGGGGGGUGGUGGCGGUGGUGAUAUGGGACUGGGAGGGGAGGGUGGCGAUGAGGAUGGGACUGGAGAAGGGAUGACGACCAUCCGGGCUACUAAGAAUGCCUUUUUGGGUAAAAGGCGGGCGAAUGUGGGUAGUGGUACGAGCUUGGGGGCAACGCAGGGUGUGGGGCUUGGAGGAGCGAGUCGGGUUGGUCGGGCAAGGAAGACGAGAUUGGGAGGGAUGGCAUCACUGGGAAGAGCACAGUUUCCCCUUCUUCCACAAGUGUUUCCCCCCCUCCUCCCAUGUUUCCCCCCUUCCCCGCUUCCCCACCCUCCCCACCGCUUCUCCCCACCCUUACUACGUCCCGCUUUCCCACCCGCCGCCGUCCCCCUUCCCCCAUUGCGCCAGGCAUGCGACGCGGCGGGGAUCGACAUUCCGCGCUUCUGCUACCACCCGCGGCUGUCCAUCGCGGGCAACUGCCGCAUGUGUCUCGUCGAGAUCGAGAAGGCGCCCAAGCCCGUCGCGUCCUGCGCCAUGCCCACCAUGCCCGGCAUGAAAAUCAAAACCACCACUCCGCUCGUCAAAAAGGCGCGCGAGGGAGUCAUGGAGUUUCUCCUCCUUAACCACCCGCUCGACUGCCCGAUCUGCGAUCAAGGCGGCGAGUGCGACCUGCAGGAUCAGUCCAUGGAGUUUGGGAGCGAUCGGGGUCGGUUCUACGGGUUUAAGAGGAGUGUAGAGGAUAAGAACUUCGGUCCGCUCGUGAAAACGGUCAUGACGCGUUGCAUCCACUGCACGCGCUGCGUGCGAUUCGCGAAGGAGGUCGCGGGGGUGGAGGACCUUGGGAUGACCGGGCGCGGGCGCGACUCGGAGAUCGGAACCUACGUGGAACGCAUGCUCACGAGCGAACUUUCCGGGAACGUGAUCGACCUGUGCCCCGUCGGCGCGCUCACGUCGAAGCCGUUCGCGUUCACGGCGCGGUCGUGGGAACUGAAGGGGACGGAAUCCGUCGACGUGUCAGACGCGAUCGGCGCCGCUAUCCGCGUGGAUAGCCGCGGCGGGGAGGUGAUGCGAAUCCUUCCGCGCCUGAACGAGGGGGUGAACGAAGAGUGGCUGACGGAUAAGGGGAGGUUCGCGUACGAUGGGUUGAAGCGCCAGCGCCUCUUUGCCCCCAUGGUUCGCAGCGCGAUUACCGGCCAAUUAGAGGUCGCCAGCUGGCCCGAGGCGCUGGAAGCGGCGGCGAAGGCGCUAGUGGGAGUUAAGGGGGAGGAGGUGCAGGCGGUGGCGGGGCGGCUCGCGGACGCCGAGGCGCUAAUCGCUCUUAAAGACCUAAUGAACCGGCUCGGGUGUGAUAAUCUCCGCCCGGACGACGGGGAUUGGGUGGCGGGAGGCGCGGCGAACGCGGAUCUGCGGUCGUCCUACGUGGCAAACACGGGAUUGGCCGGCUUGGAGGACGCUGACGUGGUGCUGCUGAUUGGGACGGACCCGCGCAGCGAAGCGCCGCUCCUGAAUCUCCGCCUGAGAAAGGCCGUGAUUGGCCGACGUGCGAAAGUAGCCAGCAUAGGCCCUCCCCUAGAUCUCACCUUCCCCAGUGAGGGGCUAGGGGAGGGGGCGGACGUGCUAGUGCGGGUGGCGGAGGGGAAGCAUCCGUUCUGCGGGGUGCUGGCGGGGGCGAAGCAGCCGGCGGUGGUGGUGGGCGCGGGGGUGAUGAGGCGCGCCGAUAGGGAGGCUGUUAUGGCUGCCGUGCAGACGAUUGUAGCGAAUGCGGGGGUGGUGAGGGAGGGGUGGAACGGAUACAACGUGCUGCACCUCUCUGCCGGCCGUGUGGCCUCUCUGGACGUCGGCUUCGUGCCCGGGCCUCAAGCUGCCCUCUCCCGCACGCCUCCCAAGGUGGUGUAUCUGCUGGGAGCGGACGACUUGGCAGAGGCGGACAUCCCAGCAGGCGCGGUUGUGAUAUACCAGGGCCACCACGGGGACCGCGGGGCCAGCCGGGCUGAUAUUGUGCUGCCGGGGGCUGCCUACACUGAGAAGGAAGCCACGUAUGUGAACACGGAGGGGCGGGUGCAGAUGACACGGGCAGCGGUAGCGACAGUGGGGAGUGCGAGGGACGACUGGAAGAUCAUUCGGGCCGUCUCUGAAGUGGCUGGCGUGCCUCUGCCCUAUGACACUGUGGAGCAAGUCAGAGAGCGGCUGCGAGAGGUGGCCCCUCAUCUGGCGCGUAUUGAUGAGGUGGAGCCGCCUCUCACGCUCACGGCUCAAGCAGGGGUGCAGCACACGCCUGGUGCUGCUCUCCCGGACCCCUUUGAGCUGCCGGUGGCUAAUUUCUACAUGACAGAUGCCAUUUCACGAGCAUCGGUGACCAUGGCUAAGUGCACAUCUGCCAAAGCCAAGCAGGCCGCACAGCCGUUGCACUGA
This is a messenger RNA of Closterium sp. Naga37s-1, 6669 nucleotides long. Lineage: Eukaryota; Viridiplantae; Streptophyta; Zygnematophyceae; Desmidiales; Closteriaceae. The record is from the annotation of a GenBank genome assembly.